UUCAGAUUUGUAUAACUAGUAUGUCUGUUUUUUAACGAUCAGCUUGUUCUCUGCGAUUAAGAUAAAGAUUUCUCCGCAGAUGAUCUACGAGAUGGGAAACAAUCUUUGCUUCCCAGGACAGAAAGGAUUGUCCCGCCCUCCCAGAGAUUUGAACGGGUUUCUAAGGGAUGCAGUUGAGCAGGAAAACCAGGGGGAGGGGAAAGAGAACAGGAACAUAUCCUGGGAGCAGGAGUUCAGGAGAUAUCUAGAGAAAAACCAGACUGAUCUGCUGGUAUACCUGGAUUUCGUCCUGGAGACAGAGAAACUGAUCAUGUUGGGGGAGGAGGAGAAGGAGGGUAAUCCAACCAGGAAGAGAGCAGAGGAGAUCAGGUACUUAAAGUAAUUUUAUAGACAUCAACCCCUUGAUAAUUAUCUAGUAGUUUAUGCCGCUUAAAUUUAUAUGAAUAGAGCUGGGAAUUUUAAUACCGAUCUUGUACUGCUUAAUCCUCUAUUUGGAUAAUUUUAAUCCCGAUCCUGUACUGAUUAAUCCUCUAUUUGGAUACUUUUAAUACCGAUCCUGUACUGUCUAAUCCUCUAUUUGGAUAAUUUUAUUCCCGAUCCUGUACUGCUUAUUCCUCUAUUUGGAUACUUUUAAUCCCGAUCCUGUACUGCUAAAUCCUCUAUUUGGAUACUUUUAAUCCCGAUCCUGUACUGCUAAAUCCUCUAUUUGGAUACUUUUAAUCCCGAUCCUGUACUUCUUAAUCCUCUAUUUAGGUACUUUUAAUCCCAAUCCUGUACUGCUUAAUCAUCUAUUUGUUCUCUCUUGUUUAUAUCCCUACAAGAUCCUGUACUGCUUAAUCCUCUAUUUGUUCUGUCUUUUUUAAUCCCGAUCCUGUACUGCUUAAUCCUCUAUUUGUUCUCUCUUUUUAAUCCCGAUCCUUUACUUUUUAAUCCUCUUCUUGUUCUUUUUUUUAAUCCCAAUCCUGUACUACUCAACCCACUAUUUGUUCCCUUUUUUUUAUAUCCCUACAAGAUCCUGUACUACUUGUUCUCUCUCUUUUAAUUCCGAUCUUGUACGUUUUAAUCCUCUUUUUGUUCUUUUUUUAAAAUCCCGAUCCUGUACUGCUCAAUC
Eurytemora carolleeae is the source of this 1111-nucleotide messenger RNA. RefSeq lists its product as uncharacterized. The transcript has 4 exons. NCBI's taxonomy places the organism in Eukaryota, Metazoa, Arthropoda, Copepoda, Calanoida, Temoridae. The record is from RefSeq and is a predicted model, not a curated record. Bases 80 to 382 code for a protein of 100 amino acids.